AAAAAAAAAAAAAAACAUAAAAAAUAACGGUCUUCAUUCCGGUCACGAGCGCUGGGGAGAGAACUCACUUAGCGUUUUUUGUUUUGGUGCCUGGUUUUGUUUUGUUUUGUUUUUCUCGUUUUUGGUGCUUCUGCUCCAACAUGGCGGCGCGGGCGAGGACGUUUCUGUCGUUGUUUUCUAUGGCAACGAGAAAAAAAGUGGUAGGAGGCUAGCCCGGCUCAGUUGUCACAUGAUUAGCGACUAAAACCGAGCUGCCUGAUUCCAAUAUGGUGGUUGGCUCGGCGGAGCUACGUAUCUUAUUAAUGAUAGUGUCUGCUUGCUGGUUCGGAUCUGGCGUGUGCAGCCAAAGCAGCUCGCCGCAGGUCCUCGGCCUGCGACUGGAGGAGGCCACCGAGCGAGUGUACAUGCGCGACCGAGUCCUGACUGCUGCGCGUGGCUCCACUUUCAAGCUCCGGUUGUUCGGUUCCUACCUGCUGAAUGGGACUUGGCCGUGGGUCGCGUUCGCUAAAGAAGUCCGUGCAAGUGUCGCUGAAGACGCAUGUAGCCAAGAAACACUGCGCAAUGCCUCUGCUUUCCAAGUGCGCGGUGAGUUUAAAGCGGAUGAGGGAAACGGGGGAUUAAUAGUAGUCCAAACCGAGAAUGGAAACAUCUCUGAUCAGGUAAACGAUGAAACACAUCCGGUUUAUCACUGCUUGUGCGUAUUCGAUGGGCAAAACUGGCAGUCAGCGGGGCCGGAUAAGUUACGUGUAAAAGACCCGGAUCUGCCACCCGAAUGGAUCCCAACAUGGGGUCUAGCCGUAAUUAUAAUCCUAGGAGUGCUCAUAUGCUCACUGUUACGAUGCCUAAAUCUCAGUCUGCUUUGGCUUGACCCUCUGGAGCUUUAUGUGCUGCACAGCUGUGGCUCAGAAGAUGAGAGACGGUUGGCGAAGCGCCUGGAGCCAAUUCGGAGGAGAGGAAACUUUCUGGUGUGCUCCCUGCUGUUCUUGUGUGCUUUGGGCCACUCGGUGCUUGGUGUGAUCUUCUACCGUGCCUUCGGAUCCAUCCUUCCAGCUGUAUUUGCAUGUGCUGCGCUCAUAUUCCUGGUCGCAGAGUUGUUGCCCCAUAUCGUGAGCUCAGGUUAUGGCUUCUCUCUCGCUCCGGGUCUUGUAUGGCUGGCCCAGAGCUGUCUGAUCAUCACAUGCCCCCUGUCAUGCCCCUUAGGGCUCUUCCUGGAUUUGGCACUUAGGCGUGAUGUGAGCACUUGUGGAGUGCGCGAGAAGGUGAUGGAGCUGAUCCGGGCAAAUGUGAAUGACCCUUACAGUGAGUUUGUCAAGGAGGAGUUCCGGCGUGGGACACUGAGGAGCAAGACGGUGGAGGACAUCCUGACGCCACUGAAGGACUGCUUCAUGCUCCCCUCCACGGCCGUGCUGGACUUUACCACUAUGUCUGAGAUCAUGCAGAGUGGUUACACCCGCGUGCCUGUGUAUGAGGAGGAGCGCUCCAACAUUGUGGAGAUCCUGUACGUCAAGGACCUGGCCUUGGUGGACCCUGCUGACUGCACCCCCAUGACCACCAUCACCAAGUUCUACAACCACCCGCUACAUUUUGUCUUCAAUGACACCAAGCUGGAUGCCAUGCUCGAGGAGUUUAAGAAAGGAAACUCUCAUCUGGCCAUAGUGCAGAGGGUGAAUAAUGAGGGAGAGGGAGACCCCUUCUACGAGGUGCUGGGUCUGGUCACCCUCGAGGAUGUGAUCGAAGAGAUCAUCAAGUCGGAGAUCCUGGAUGAGUCUGAUGGCUAUAUGAACAUGAAAGUGAAGCGUCCUCCUCCCGCACUGGAGAUUCCUUUGGAGCCCCGUGCAGUACAGGAGGAGUUUUCUCUCUUUAAGCUGCCCGAGGGCGAGGCAAAGAUCCGCACGUCUCCUCAGCUUCUACUUGCUACACACCGCUUUCUCUCCAGAGAAGUGGAGCAUUUCUGCCCACAGCGCGUGUCUGAAAAAGUCUUAUUUCAUCUCUUACGGCAUCCCAGUGUCAAUCAAGAAGUGAAGUUUGACCCAAACAACAAAAUGAGUCCUGACCACUACCUCUACACGCGUAAUCAACCAGUGGACUACUUUAUUCUGCUACUGCAGGGCCGUGUGGAAGUGGAGAUUGGAAAAGAGGGCCUAAAGUUUGAGAACGGAGCCUUCACCUACUAUGGGGUGUCAGCGCUGACAGCGCCUUCUUCUGUACAUCAGUCGCCAGUGUCCACACAGCGUCGCCCCCUGAGAGACACAUUUGAGCAGGGAGAAGCCACAAGCCCGUCCAGUUACUGUCCUGACUACACAGUCCGAGCCCUUACCGACCUGCAGCUCAUCAGGGUAACCCGCUUGCAGUACCUCAAUGCCUUGAUGGCAUCUCGGGUAUCACAGAGCCCUGGUCCUCCAGAGAUUAAGAUCCUUCCUAACAGCCAGACCAAACUCCUAAAUGAGAAGAACUUCACCCAAGAAAUGGCUGACAACGAUUUGUUAACACUGAAAAGCUACUUCGACAGUGACUGUGGAUUUGAUUCAGACGACAUGGAUUUUGACGAGCUGGACUGCUCUGAUCCUUUGGCCAUGAGUGGCAGAUGUGACCUGCACAAAGGACUCCGUAUCGAGGUCACCAAGGAGCCUUUUAGCAUGCGCCGCGUUGCUAACGUUGUAAUCGCUCUGCAGAGGCUGAAGCACACUCAAAACAUUAAGUCCACGGAGUUCACUGACCAGGAGCUCUUCAAUAUCAUCAUGGAGAAUGUGAUUGAAGAGAGCAUAGUGAUCGAUUUGAAGUGCAGUGAAUCCAAGAGUUACAGCAGGCAGGACAAGGUUGUGCAGUGCACUAUAUGUGACAAGUCUAAAAGGGCCUUGGUGCGGAGAGAAAAUCUUCCUAUUCUGCUGGCCAUUACUCUGAAGGGAGGAAACGAGAAAAAUAAAGCAUGGUUCAACCUCUCAGCCUACACGCCACCAAACUGCACAGAAAACACAAGAGGCCAGCCUGUCUGUUUGGGGAUUGUGAAGAGCAACCUCUUUCUCUCAUGCACAAUGGCGAAUGGAACUCCUUUUCUAGGCAUAGAGGAGGUAAAAGACAAAGAGAGCCUGAAGGCCAUUAAGGAGAAUGAUGGCAUGGAGCGCUUCCUUUUCUUCAGAAACGGUCCUGGUGACUCCCUUAACACCUUUGAGUCAGUCAAAUACCCAGGCUGGUUCAUCACCACCUCAAAGGAUGACUUUAAGCCAGUGCAAAUGUGUCAGCAGCAACCCAGUCCCCAGCAGCUGUUCACGCUUCAUGAUGAGACCGUAGUCUCUCAGAAUGAGAUCUGAUUCAGAAAACCAGCUUCCAGAAAGUAUGUACUAGGUACAAGUGUAAAUCUGGAGGCUCAUUUUAUGUUUAAGUCUAUCUCAGCUGGAGAUACCUGACUGUUCUCUGCUUGUUUGUGGUUUUACAAUAAUCACAACGAGUUCAUAAUUAUGUAUUUUUAUUUAAAACAUUUAUAUUUUUGAAACAUUUAUACUUAUACUUAUAUUUUUAAAACAUUUAUAUUUAUUAUCUGACCACUCUGUGCUUGUUUGUGCUUUCAUGAUAAUUAUUGGAUGAGUUAGGUUUUAAUUUAAUUUUAUUUAACUUAUUUAUUACAAAGAUUGUAUUGCUUUCAUAACUCUAAUUUAUUGUUACAUAAAAGCCUAAUAAAAUACAU
Messenger RNA from Pangasianodon hypophthalmus (striped catfish), 3682 nucleotides. Its product is annotated as metal transporter CNNM3. NCBI's taxonomy places the organism in Eukaryota, Metazoa, Chordata, Actinopteri, Siluriformes, Pangasiidae. Gene Ontology annotation, cellular component: plasma membrane. Gene Ontology annotation, biological process: immune response; inflammatory response; magnesium ion homeostasis. The transcript is spliced from 13 exons. The record is from RefSeq and is a predicted model, not a curated record. Gene Ontology annotation, molecular function: cytokine activity; transmembrane transporter activity. Bases 267 to 3308 code for a protein of 1013 amino acids.